AUGUUGACACAGCAUACAGGAGUGGAUCCAGAGUUGUGCACGGGGAGGGUCUGACAGGAACACGAAUUUUCUUUGGUCAGCUGUGUUUUGGUGUUCACAACAUGAGAAAAAAACUACGUGACAACUAAAAACGCACUGUAGCACCAGCCAGUCAUGGAUUCCGCAUUUGCAAGGCACCGCUCGGAGCUGGUGGCCAGGGAGAGGAGCGGACACACGGCUGUGGUGGAGGACAACCUGCUGUAUGUGUGGGGAGGUUACAUGUCAAUUGCUGAUGAUGAAGUCUUCCUACCCAAUGAUGAAAUCUGGGUGUAUGACUUACAACAAGGUGUAUGGGAAGUGUUUCACAUGUCAGGGGAAGUCCCUCCUGCUAUGUCUGGGACCUGCGGCUGCUCUGUGAACGGACACAUGUACAUAUUUGGAGGUUGUGAUGACGAUGGACAGACCAAUCAGAUCUAUUGUGUCAACCUGACAGACGGUAAAUACAUGUGGAAGAAGAUCAUACAUGAGAUCGGUUCCGCUCCCUCUCCUCGAGACAAACUGUCCUGCUGGGUUUACAAUGGAAGGAUCAUCUACUUUGGAGGAUAUGGUCACAAACUACUGAACAAUAUUGACAGCAGGAGAAGAAGCUUCAUUGUAGAUGAAACAUCAUGGGUGGGGGAUCUCUUCUGGGGAUGGAACAAUGAGGUUCAUAUAUUCGACCCUACAGAAGUCAGUUGGAGUGAACCACAAACCCAUGGCCGUGCUCCAGCCCCCAGGGCCGCCCAUGCCAGUGCCACAAUGGGAUGCAGAGGAUACAUUUGUGGAGGCAGAGUCAUGGAAACCAGGACGAAUGACAUUCACUGCCUAGACUUUCAAUCAUGGACGUGGUCAGAAAUAAUCCCAACGUCCACCGCUCCAGUGGGCAGAUCGUGGCAUACGCUUACAGCAGUAUCAGACAACACCUUGUUCCUGUUUGGAGGCCUCAGUGUAGACUGCAAACCAAUGAGUGAUGGGUGGUUGCUGGAUGUGGAGUCAAAGAAUUGGCGAGAAGUCGAACAUCCUUAUAAGGAUAAGCCAAGGUUGUGGCACACAGCAAGUCUAAGCAAAGACUCUGAUGUGAUUGUGUUUGGUGGAAGUUGUGACUACAUCCUCCUUGUCGACACUGGUCACUGCAACGAUGCACUUGUUUUCCAGACACAGCCAUAUCCUCUGUUCAGGAUUUGUGAGGAUUACAUUGCGAAGAAUGUGAGGAACUCAGAGAUGCUCAGAAAUCAGCUUCCUCUGCUGCCUCCCAAACUGCUGACAGCCGUACAGAGGAGGAUGUCUUACUACAGGCCUUCAAAGAAGCAAAAAUACUAGUUCAAAGAAUGUGGAAGCUGCCAAAAACAGUGCAUUAUUGUACAAUUUAAUUUAAGUACUGUACUCCCUUUGGUGUGAACAUACCUAUCACACUGUGGGGUAGCAUUUUUAUUUAUAAAAAUAUAUUUUAUGGUGUUAUAUUUUAUUGUGUUAGAGAUGCAGUUUUUAUUUUGUACAGUCUGCCUGCUGAAAUACUCUUAAACUGUUCAUGUGAUGACUGUGAUCAUU
Messenger RNA from Epinephelus moara (kelp grouper), 1566 nucleotides. Its product is annotated as kelch domain-containing protein 1. Gene Ontology annotation, molecular function: protein binding. The transcript has 14 exons. The record is from RefSeq and is a predicted model, not a curated record. Bases 154 to 1338 code for a protein of 394 amino acids. NCBI's taxonomy places the organism in Eukaryota, Metazoa, Chordata, Actinopteri, Perciformes, Serranidae.